Scatophagus argus is the source of this 4445-nucleotide messenger RNA. It is a transcript of the gene gas6, whose product is annotated as growth arrest-specific 6. Gene Ontology annotation, molecular function: calcium ion binding. The record is from RefSeq and is a predicted model, not a curated record. The transcript has 15 exons. Gene Ontology annotation, cellular component: extracellular region. Lineage: Eukaryota; Metazoa; Chordata; Actinopteri; Scatophagidae. The coding region runs from base 506 to 2455 and encodes 649 amino acids.
GGGAUGAGAGGUGUCCGCAUCAAACUCCUGCCUGCACUUUUCAGAGCUACUCCCCCCUCCUGUAGCAACAGAGGCGUGCAGUCUUCUCCGCAGAGUGGGGACUGAGUCCGGCUAGAGAGGGCUCAACACAAGAGGAGGGUCAAAAAGAAAUAAAGUGUAGACCGCAAUGGGGACGAGCUGAUCUGCAGAGAGAAAAGAGGACGGGUCGUUUUAUGUUUGUUUGCUGUGUUGUGAACGAUAUGCAGCAGAAACACGCGGCGCUUUAGCUCGCGACGCUCCGGUGGCGGUGAUUUAACAUAAAAAAAAAACAAAACGUUAACGGCCAACGGUCGGAAGUACCUGAAUACCUGCAGCGUUUCGCACUAACAUUAGCCUCGGCUCGGUGCGAACAGCGUUGACAUUGAGAAGACGGUGAGACUGAGAGACAGAGACGGGGGUGAAAGACACGACAAAGACGGGACAGGAGAAAGUUUCUGAAGCUUGGCGCAGACAUAGCGGUUAAACAAUGCGGCUGACCCCGACAAAGUCCCUUUCAUCGGCAGCCCUGCUAAUACUGCUAGUUGUCCGCUGGUCCGACAGCAUUUCAUUGUCUCCCCAGGAGGCGAACCAGUUUCUGAGCAGACACAGGAGAGCCAAUCAAGUUUUCGAGGAGACGAAGCAGGGACACUUGGAGAGGGAGUGCGUUGAGGAGAGGUGCUCCAAGGAAGAGGCCAGAGAAGUCUUUGAAAACGACCCGGAGACGGACUACUUCUAUCCCAAGUAUUUAGCCUGUGUGGAGAAAUUUGGAGAUGCUGAAAGGAAGAAACAGGACCUGGUUACCUGUGUCCACAAUAUUCCAGACCAGUGCUCUCCAUCUCCCUGUAAUGCCAGAGGUACGGUGCGCUGCGAGGACAAGAAGGGCGACUUCCUCUGUCACUGUUUCACAGGCUGGGCCGGAGCCAGGUGUGAGACAGAUGUCGAUGAGUGCAGCAAGAGAAAUGGAGGGUGUGACCAUGAGUGCAACAACACUAUGGGCAGUUACCGCUGCUCCUGUCACCAAGGCUACAUGUUGGUAGGACGCCACAUGUGUAAUGAUGUGAAUGAGUGUGAGGACCCAAGUGUGUGUGGAACAGCACGGUGUGAAAAUAAGGAGGGCAGCUAUGAUUGCUUUUGUGACGUCGGUUAUGUCUACGACAAUAAAACCAAGAGCUGUGUUGAUGUGGAUGAGUGCGAGGCAGGUGUGUGUGCAGAGGAGUGCCUGAACACUCCAGGGAGUUUCCGUUGCUUCUGUGAUGGUCGUCAGGGCAUGAAGCUGUCCCAGGACCUCAGGAGCUGUAAGCCUUUAACUCCCUGUAUGUCACCGACUCUGAAGAGGAACGCUCGUUCCCUCUACCUGGGCCGCAUGUUCAGCGGCGUACCGGUGGUGAGGCUGCGUUUCCGCAGGAAGAUUCAAACCGGCUUUUCAGCAGAGUUUGACUUCCGCACCUACGAUCCUGAGGGGGUGAUCUUCUUUGCAGGAGGUCACCUAAACAGCUCUUGGAUUGUGCUGGCAAUGCACCAUGGGAAGCUGGAGCUGCAGCUCAAGUACGGCACAGUCAGCAGGGUCACCAGCAGCGGACCCAUCGUCAACGACGGGCAGUGGAGAAAGAUCUCGGUGGAGGAGCAGGGGAGGAGUCUAGUGAUUAAGAUUGACAGGGAGGCCGUCAUGAAGAUCGCAGUAAAUGGUGAUCUGUUUACACUAAAGAAGGGCAUGCAUGAGCUCAACCUCACAGUGGGAGGUGUCCCUUUCAGAGAGGACAGCCUCGUCAAUCAGGUGAACCCCCGCCUGGACGGCUGUAUGAAGGAGUGGAGGUGGUUGACGGGUGAAGAUACGUCCAUACAAGAAACCAUUCGAUCCAAUGACAACAUGCAGUGCUUCAGCACCGAGGAUCCUGGUGCAUAUUACCCUGGCACAGGCUUCGCGCUCUUUAACAUCAGCUACGAAUCACAGAACCUGACUGUCCAGUUGACCCUCCGUCCAACGUCUGCGAUCGGAGUGCUGUUUGCGCUUGUUCACCAGGACAGCGUCCCUCUUUCUGUCGCUCUGGCCGACUAUCAUCCCGGCACAGAUGAAUGGCGAGAUUACGUUCUGGUCUCUGUAGGUGAUGUCAUCAUCGCUAGCUCUCCUGCCCCCCUGUGUGAUGGGGAGAGUCAUGAAAUACAGGUGACAAUCUCAGGCAACCAAACCCUGCUGCACGUUGACAGCCAGCCUGGACGUAGUGAAGACGCAGAAGUUCCUACUGACGUGUUGUCCCAGUCCAGCACCUUUAUAGGAGGUCUCCCUGAUGUUCCUCUGGUGUCCACACUGGUGUCGGCGCCCUACAGCGGCUGUCUGGAGGUCCGUGUGAAUGGACAUUCUCUGGACUUAGACCAGGCCAUCCACAAGCACAACGACAUCCGCUCACACUCCUGCCCCCUGCUGGACUCUCUCCAGUGACCAGAGAAUCAGUUUGCCGAAACUGAUCCAUACGCAGUUCAUUCAGGCAAUGGGGAUGAUUUCCAAUAUAUUUAUAAAAGCUUUGACCAGUAGGGGAAGUGUUUUACAUUGGAAGGUUAAUAAAAGAAAAAAAAACUGGAUGAGGUAUCGAAGUGAGGCUUGAAGCCUUAGCCCAGGAUCACCCUGUCCUUUUACUGUGAUGACACUGCUGCCAAGAGGCAUUUGCAGGGAAUUUCACAGUAUUCUCAGUAUAAUGCCUCUGUAGGGUAGUUAGUCAGCCAGUGAGCAAUACCUGUACUAGGCAGAAGAUAUGGGAAUAAGUGCUGCAAAACAUUGCCUCAAAAACUGCCCAUGUAUCACAGCCUUGUAAGCCCACAAGAACACGCAGGGCCUUAUCUAGAUUAGUGUCAAAAGGUUGGUCUCGGGUCAGCCUGCUGACCCUGGCACCCUGUGGUUAAAAGCAGAUCUGACGGGAACUUUGUAGGCAAAGUGACUCUUUGCUGCAGCAACUCAGUUGAGCUGUGGUCAUGUUGCUUACAUCCAGUUCACCUAAUGCCCAUGUCCACAAAGGCUGAAAUAAUCAAGUGCUAAUGUAGAAUUAUACAAAAUUAAAAAAAAAAAAACCCAAAAAAACCCCACAAACACAGGGACCAGAUAAAUGGUCCCACAUGAACAACCCUACUUAGAGAAAAUGUGAGCAUAGGUGCUCCGGACUUUAUGAUUUAGGAGAUGAUUGGGGACUAAAUGAAUUUAUUUGCCCCUAAGAAGCUGCAUCCUCUCCUUCAGCGCAGCAGGAAAAGCGUGCUGUUAGGCACAGCUGUGUGUUCUGUAGAAAAGCUUGCACAUUGUUGCAGGCAGAGAUGGACUGCAUGUUAAGCCAUUUUCUUGAUUUCCUCUCAACUAUAUAAGCACUCCAUGUCUGCCCGCAACCUUAAAAAUCAACCAUGUGCCUCCAAAGAACAAACAACGAAACUUCACAACAGCUUCCCUCCAAACAGGUGAAUCAUUUCACAAAGGUGCAGUACUGUAACACACAAACAGAGCCAACACCUCUCCUAAUGAAAUAUUGUACUCAUUGCAGUUAAUACACUAUGCAUUUCCACCUGUGCAUUUUGGGGUAUUAGUCUUUCAAAGAACUGACUGACACCCUGAUUCUCAAUAAUCUUCAAUCAAUAACUUUGUCACAAAGGCCCCUUCUUCCCCUCAGAAUCACCCACUCACAGUAAUGUACCUGCCAUAUCUGAGGAUGAUAGAUCAGUCACAGAAGCACAGGGAGACAGGAAGGGGCCCUCUCCACCAAGGAGAGAGUGAGCACUGCAUCGAUCGCACCACACAAGCUACUGAGAGUGAAAAGAGUGCGCUGUAAUAUACUGAAUAUGUAAAUAACAUGACUGUACAAUGCUUUAUAGAAGACAGAAAACAAGCACUACCUUACGCUCACUGAGGUUUUCUGCACAUUUAAGUUGAUCCAAAGUGAAACGGUUAUCUGAGUCUCUCGACUUCAUUUGCUUCUUAAAGCGACGCUUCUUUUCUUGAAUUAGGAAUUGGGAGACCGUGAGAGCAAUAUACAGGGAUUAAAUUGUUGUAAAUCUUUAGGGAAUCAGUUUUUUAAUUUGAUUUUAUAGGUGCUGAGUGAAUCAAAAACACAAUGAAAACAAAGAAUGUCAGAAAGGAGCUUUGUGAUUGAGAAUGCCAAAAGGGCUCCGGCGUCAUUUUACUUCCCUCUGUAAUGUAUCGUUUCUAGUUUUCUGAUGAAUGAAUGCCUGAAUAUAGAGCUUGACGAGUUAUUGUUUAUUUUUUAUCUUGUGUUGUAUAUUGAAUUUGUCUUUUAGUUUUUAUUUUUCACCUUAACUGCCAGUAUGUGUACAAUGCUGAGAGAAGUCUGCCUUUUGAGUUUUAACUUCCCUCGACAGUGAAAAAUCCUAUUUAAAAAACAAAAAUAAAAGCAGCUGUAAGAACAUCAUAGAGUAAAAUUGUAUUUUCAAAAGUG